GCUCUGAGGCCCGCGUGGGGAGGCCGCCCCCCGGAGCCGGACUACGCUGCUGCGCCUCCCCGGCCUGGCUGCUCCCUGAAGCCCUUGGAGCCCCCUCCUCCUCCCGUUCUCUGUGGGCCUCCCCCUCCCUUUCCUCCCCUUUUCUCCCCUGGCGGGGGAACGUUGAGUUUUCUCAGCGGAACCUUCCUGUCGGAGGUUCCUGUUUCCCGCCCGGGGGGCCCUGGCGGUCACGCCGGCCGGGAGGGGGAAGCUUUCUGGCGCGGACCCCGAGCGGAGGCUGUGAGUGCCGCCGACUGAGGAGAGGCGCCGCGCGGCCGGAGGGAGCUAGCCAGCAGCGCCCGGGCCCGGCGGGCCUCCUCCUGCCGCUGCCGCCGUCCGUAGCCGCCCUCCUCGGCCUGAGCAGCUCCGCGCGGUGCGGCCCGGCUCGGCCCCGCUAGACCCGGCCCGGCCCAGCCAAGCCCGGCUUACCCGUCCCGGCCUGGUCCUUCGCGGCCCAGCCUGGCCGGGGACAGCUCAGCCCCGGCGCGGGGAGGUCUGUCCCACUGUAUACCAUGAGUAGGUAAUGCACAGUGACAACUAUUGGGAGCCAUGUCAGACGAGUCAAUCUCAGGGAGUGAUCCAGACUUGGACCCAGACUUGGAGCAGGAGGAUAUGGAAGAGGAGGAGGAGGAGGAGGAGGAGGAGGCAAUGGAGGAGGGCAAUGAUGGAGAUGAUGAGGAAGAUUUGCUUGAUGAGAAUGACCAGUCCAGAGAAGGCGUGUAUGGCACUGAACAUACCCAGUCUGAAGAAGAUGGGGAAUGGCAGCACUCUACUUCAACUACCUCAUCUCAGAGCAAAAGGGCAGAGCGCCUUGGUCAGAACCAGCGCAAGAACCUGACCUCUGAGGACACCAAAAAAAAGAGGGCUCAGAAACCUUACCACAUGAGGAGAAACAUAAGAAAGCUGCUACGAGAGGAUCAAUUGGAGGCAGUCACCAAAGCAGCUCAACAAGAAGAGUUGGAAAGAAGAAAACGGCUGGAACAGCAGAGGAAGGACUAUCCUGCCCCUAUCCCUACUGUACCACUAGAGUACCUCCCAGAAGAAAUUGUUUUACGAGCAGGCGAUGCUUCCCAGCUCCCCCCUCAGGUUUUAGCCCAAGAAGUUAUUUGUUUGGAUAGCACCAGCAGUGGGAGUGAGGAGGAAACAAAGGGAAUACUGCAUGGCAUUAAAGAUGAAGUGAUCGAACUUAGCUCCGGAGAGGAUGAGGCCCUUCAAAUUGUGGACAGUAGCGAUUCUGCCAAUGAAGGGGAUGGUGAUGCCACAGAGGAGAGCAGUGGCUCCCAUGUGAAUGAUGCCUUAAAUCAGUCAGAUGCUCUGGGGCAAGUCAUUGUCAACAUCAACCACCCACCUAAUGAGGAAAAUAUCUUCCUAGCCCCACAGUUGGCACGUGCAGUGAAACCUCAUCAGAUAGGUGGAAUCCGAUUCCUGUAUGACAACCUGGUCGAGUCCCUUGAGAGAUUUAAAACCAGCAGUGGAUUUGGCUGUAUUCUGGCUCACAGUAUGGGUCUGGGGAAAACUCUACAAGUGAUCUCCUUCCUAGAUGUCCUUUUCCGACACACAGAAGCCAAGACUGUUCUUGCUAUUGUACCGGUGAACACUCUUCAGAAUUGGCUGGCAGAGUUCAACAUGUGGCUCCCAGCACCUGAAGCUCUACCUGCUGACUACAAACCUGAAGAGGUUCAGCCACGCUUCUUUAAAGUUCACAUUCUGAAUGAUGAACACAAGACAACGGCUGCUCGUGCUAAAGUGGUGACUGAUUGGGUGUCGGAGGGCGGGGUGCUGCUGAUGGGGUAUGAAAUGUACCGACUCCUCUCCCUGAAGAAAUCCUUUGCUACAGGUAGGAAGAAGAAAACCAAGAAAACUGCUUGUCCCGUAAUCAUCGACCUGGAUGAGGAGGACCGACAACAAGAACUCAUGAAAGGCAUUGAGAAGGCCCUUUCCCGUCCUGGCCCUGAUGUGGUGAUUUGUGAUGAGGGGCAUCGAAUCAAGAAUUGCCAUGCCAGUACAUCCCAGGCACUAAAAAAUAUUCGGUCUCGUCGUCGGGUGGUGUUGACUGGGUACCCCCUCCAGAACAACCUCAUUGAGUAUUGGUGUAUGGUGGACUUUGUACGCCCUGAUUUCCUAGGCACCCGGCAGGAGUUCAGCAAUAUGUUUGAGCGCCCCAUUCUCAAUGGGCAGUGUAUUGACAGCACUCCUCAGGAUGUUCGACUCAUGCGGUACCGAAGCCAUGUUCUUCAUAGCCUCCUGGAAGGAUUUGUACAGAGGCGAGGCCACAGUGUGCUGAAGAUACAGCUUCCAUACAAAGAAGAGCAUGUAAUCCUAGUGAGACUCUCCAAAAUCCAACGGGCUUUGUACACCGAAUUUAUGAAUCGUUUCCGUGAUGCUGGCAACAGUGGCUGGCUGGGGCUCAACCCUCUCAAGGCUUUCUGUGUGUGUUGCAAGAUCUGGAAUCAUCCUGAUGUGCUACAUGAAGCUCUUCAGAAGGAGAACCUUGCCAAUGAGCAGGACUUGGAUGUAGAUGACCUCAGCACAGCUGGGACCAAUGCCCGCUGCCAGACCCAGGGAAUCAAGGUCAAAACUGAGGGUAGCACUUUGGCACCCUCAGGGGGAGAGGCAACGAACAGCAAAUUCCUUCAAGGGGUAGGAGGCUUCAACCCCUUUCAGGAGCGAGCCAACCAGGUUGUCACUUACGAAUGGGCCAAGGACAUCCUAUGUGAUUAUCAGACUGGAGUCUUGGAGAACUCACCCAAAAUGGUGCUGCUCUUCCACUUAAUUGAAGAAAGUGUGAAACUUGGGGACAAGAUCCUUGUAUUCAGCCAGAGUCUUUCCACCUUGUCUGUUAUUGAGGAGUUCCUGGCCAAGAGACUAAUGCCCUGCCUGCCUAGCUCAGAUGGGCAAAGAGAUCAGAAUUGGGUUCGAAACUUCAGCUAUUACCGACUAGAUGGUAGCACCUCGGCUUCUGAAAGGGAGCGUCUCAUUAACCAAUUCAAUGAUCCCAACAACAGCUCUGUUUGGCUCUUCCUCCUUUCUACACGAGCUGGAUGCUUGGGUGUGAAUCUGAUUGGUGCCAACCGAGUUGUGGUGUUUGAUGCCUCCUGGAAUCCUUGUCAUGAUGCUCAGGCAGUGUGUCGUGUGUACCGCUAUGGCCAGAAGAAGCCUUGUCAUAUCUACCGUCUGGUGUCUGACUACACUCUGGAGAAGAAAAUCUAUGACCGGCAGAUUUCCAAACAAGGAAUGUCAGAUCGGGUAGUAGAUGAUUUAAAUCCAGUGCUAAACUUCACCCGGAGGGAGGUGGAAAACCUGUUGCAUUUUGUAGAAGAGGAGCCAGACCCUGCCCAGCUGGCACUAAAUAUGAAUAAAAUCAAGGAUUCUGUCUUACAACUUGCCUGUCUCAAGUACCCUCACCUCAUCACCAAGGAGCCUUUCCAGCAUGAGUCAUUGCUCCUGGAUCGCAAGGAGCACAAGUUGACUAAGGCAGAGAAAAAAGCAGCAAAGAAAAGCUAUGAAGAAGAGAAGCGUGCAUCUGUCCCUUACACACGUCCGUCCUAUGCUCAGUAUUAUCCUGCCAGUGACCAGAGCCUGACCAGUAUCCCUGCCUUCAGCCAGAGAAACUGGAGGCCAGCCCUGAAAGGUGACGACAAGCCUGUGGCCAGUGUCCGCCCUGUGCAGUCAACCCCCAUCCCUAUGAUGCCCCGGCAUGUCCCACUGGGCAGCUCAGUCCCUGCCUCAGCAUCCAACCCAGCAGUUAAUUUCCCCAUCAACUACUUACAACGUGCAGGGGUUCUUGUACAGAAGAUAGUUACAACAACAGAUAUUGUCAUUCCUGGCACAAACAGCUCCACAGAUGUGCAGGCAAGGAUCAGUGCUGGCGAGAGCAUCCAUAUCAUCCGCGGCACAAAGGGGACAUAUAUCCGGACCAGUGAUGGGCGGAUUUUUGCCAUCAGGACAACUGGAAAACCAAAGGCUGAUGAUGAUCGCCGGACAGCUGCCUCAGGAUCCCAGGGUCCGUCUCUAGAGUCCACAAGCAAUGGCAGACAUAGUGCCUCAUCGCCCAAACCCCCCAACACAGAGGAUCUGGCCAGACCUAUUUCCCCUGACAGCCCUGAGAUCAUCAGUGAAUUGCAGCAGUAUGCAGAGGCUGCAGCUGCUCGAGAGACCCAUCACAUCUCGCCUAGCACCAACCCUGUCUCCUCGGGUCCCCCAGUCCGGCCUCCAGACAAUAAUGCAGUCCCUGGGACAGCUCGAGGGCCUGAGCCUCGCUUAGGGAGCCAUUGCCUGGCUCUUUCCCUCCCGGCCACCAGCCAGCCCAGUGAUGGGCACCCAGUACUGGACUUACGGGGCAACAAACGCAAGUCGGCCUCGCCACCUGCCACAGAGGAGCCAGCCCGCCGGCCGCCCAAAAAGUGCCAGCUGCCAGCCCCCGUGCAGCCGUAUGAACACGGGUACCCAGUUUCCAGUGGAUUUGCCAUGCCUCCAGUCUCUUUAAACCACAACCUCACCCAUCCCUUUACCCCCCAGGCGGGGAACUCCUUCUACAUGGGCACUGGCUCCUCCUAUUACCAGCUGCCCAAUCUGCUGGCAGACUCUCCCCUGGUAUUCCCAGUGACUACUGACCCCCUCCUGCCAGCUGGCCCAGUCAGCUCUUCUUCUGCUGCUACCUCAGCCACUGCCAGUGUCCCUUCCUUCAUGCUAAACCCCUCUGUGACGGGGAUGUUGCCCAGCUACUCACUCCCCUUCACACAGUCUCUCCUGCCCGAGCCCAGGAUGUUUGCACCCUUCCCCUCCACCAUUCUGCCCGGCAGCCUUGCCCGGGGCAUGUCAGUCUAUCCAGGCUAUAUGUCCCCCCACUCGGGGUACCCAGCUGGCAGUCUUCUACGGUCCCAGGUGCCUCAUUUUGACUCCCACGAGGUCUCGGAGGUGGGGUGCAGUUCCAAUGAGGAUGAGGACAAGGACGAUGAUGUGAUAGAGAUCACGGGGAAAUAGCUGGGGAGCCCCCACCACCUUACUCUGGUCCCACAAUGGGCUUCCCACUGGGAUUGGAGGGCAAAGAUUAGAGCUCUGAAGAUAGGGCCCAGAGAGGGAGAAUAGUAGGUGGGACAGGGGCUGUCUAUCAUUCUUAAAUAUCAGGGGUCUGUGCUGUUUAGCAAAGAAGGAGAAAAUUCAGACUGCUACAGAAGAGGAAGAUUGAGGACUGGGGACCAGGAGAGAACAUCCUGCCUUCUUCCCAACCUGUGCUGUCUGCCUGCCUGCCUGAAUGGAAGAUUACAUGUAAAGCUUGGUUCUUCUGGCUUAAGUAUGGAGACUUCCAUCCAACUUCUGGCUUUUGGGAGCUGCCUUACUGGGUGACUUAGCCUGACCUGGGGAGGCCAGGGGGAGAGUGGAGAGGAAAGGCAAAGGGAGAAGGGAAGGUAGACUCAGAUCCCAUUUGAAGUGGUGAUAUUUCUUGGGGAUGAAGCAAGAAUUUAGCUAGAAGUCGUGUGUGUGUGUGUGUGUGUGUGUGUGUGUGUGUGUGUGUGUGUGUGUGUGUGUGUGACACAGCAUAGUAGGAGGGAAGGAAGGGUUCUGGGGGAUAGGGGCUGGGGAGAACUUGAAAUUUUCUUAAUUGAAAUUAAAAUGUAGUGGUUUCUUUCCAGCUUGAACAGUGGGUAAACAGAAGAGACUUGGCUCAGGGUUGGGAGAGUUGCCUUUUCACAAUUCCACCUAGAAAUGGGAUGACUGAGAAGACCUGGUUGGACCCACUGUCUGAGAUGCAGGUUCUCAGUGCUGCAUUUGCUUUAGGAUUUGAAGAAAAAUACAAAGAUUAUACAUUGCCAGGUUGUGUUUCUCCUUGCCAUGUCUGUGUCUCUGGGCAGCUUUUGCUUUCCCUCUUGAAGGGAAGCUGUAUGUGUAUCCUGUGAGGGGGUGGGUGGUGGGGUGGGGAAGGUUCACUGCCAUGUAUGGAGAGUUUCUUGGUGGUGGGAUCAGCUGGAACUCAAAGAGUUUAUAAGACUGAACCCCAGUGACCUGGCCUAAUGGUAUGUCUUUGUUCCCUCCUCCAUUAGAAAUCUCCAUGUUAAUUUAUUUCAUGAAGGCAAUUAUUUAUUAUUGGGGGUUUUCAUUUCAUUUUUCAUUUACCUUAGAGGGAGGGGUUUGGGAGGGAAAAGGGGUGGGAGAAAGGAAGCAAAUGGGUAUGGGGAGUUUUAUGGUCUCCCUCACCCUGUGGUUGUAAGAAAAUCUAUAUGGACAGGGAAUCAGUCUUGGCUGGAAAUUAGAGGAUUUGACCAAAGUGUAGACUGUAGUUAGGACCAAUGCAUUUUUAGGUGGUGAUUUCCUAGGAUUAGUGUGGAAGCCAUGGAAUUGGCUGCAAAGUGAGAAGGGAGGAAACAAAGUGUCCUGGUUUGGGACCUUCAGUGGAUUUCAUUCCUGGAAUGGGGAAGUGGCCUAUGGCUUUGGAGCAUUGGCUGCCUUUUCAGUUCCUUGGAGCUUGUCUGUUGAUGAUAGAUUUGGAAGGAGGGAAACACAAACUUGGUUUCAGGAUAAGGAACAUUCUAACUCCUAAAGUAUAUCCUUUGAUGAAUAUGCUGAAUUUGGCCAUUUUUUCCAAUGGGAAGGAAUUGUGUUAGCAUCAUUCCUCCCCUCUCCUGAAUCUUGGGUUUGACUUCCAUUUUCAGAAGCAAACUAGUCAUUCUGGGCUCAACUUUUUCUUGGUGACAGUGUCUAGGAUAGUCCAUUCUUUAAGCAUAAAUACUGCCCAUUUUAGGAUUGGCAUUGGGUUUUUGAGUUGCUAGGGUUUUAUUAUUGGCUGAGGUGAGAAGGAUGAGCCAGACAAAUAGCCUUUGCCUGACAAGCUUUCCGAAGGUGAGAGCUGUAGCUGAUGACCAUGUCUCCUCAGGCUGGGAGGUUGCAGCAAGUUCCUUUGGUGGGUCAUUUCUGUUUCCUCCCAGCCCUAUGAGGAGAGCAUGACCAGACUGACCCUAGGAGUAAGAGCUUUUGUGAAUUUUCUGUCCAAACACUGUUUCCAUUGUUCAAAGGACUAGGUGUACUGAGUUGUCAUCCCCAAGAAGGGGGACAAAGAGAAGAUGGAUAAUAGGGGUGUGUGCACAAUACAAGUGCACAUGUAUGUACUGUUGUCUAAAAAUGCCAAAAGUGGAACCUUAGAGCUUACUUUCUCUCUGUUUUCAUAGGCAUUCUGUCAGACAUACCUAACUCUGCUACUCAUAGAAGCCUUAGAUCUACAGUUUAGCUAUGCAAAUUAUUUUUGAUUAAUUUAAGAAUAGCAGUUCAAACCAGUGUUUUCUCUUUCAGACACUUCCCACGAGUUGACAGUAAAGGGGCUCCACUGGCACAGGCUCAGGUUUAAACUGGCACAGUAGAAGGGAACCAAUCUGAACCCACUGGGUUCAUUCACUACCUGACUUGUGCUGGUGGCUCCAAAGACCCAAUACCAGGAAGGGUCUUUAGUUAUGUGUUGGGGGGAGGGAGGCUAUGCCUUUCCUGCUGCCAUUUUACACACCCACCUCUUAGAAAUCACUGACACUGAUUGUAUCAUCACUUUGUCACUAGAGUUGGUGGGCAGGCUAAUGAGGUGGAACUGGCACCAGGACCAGGAUCACAGAUCCCUAAGCAGGAUAGUGAACAGUGAAAGACCCCUUGGUGUUUGCCAGGUCAUGAAUGGUCUCACAGGGUUGGCUGUAAUGAGGGCAUGUACCUGCCUUCUUUUCUUUCACAUGUGGUACCAGGGGUUACUUCCCACAGUCACAAACACCUGCUCCAUCUUUGAAGGCCAAAGCUUUGGGAGGCUGGUCUUGCUGAAGAAGGCCUUCUUUGAUGAUCGGGGUUGUAGAUUUUGUGGGAAAGUGGGAUGGUUGGGGGAUCUGAGUUUCUGAGGGUUUUAUAAUGAAUUUUAGAAAAACAAAACCCUGUCUUUACUGCUGCCUUUCUGUGUAUGUCUGUCAUGUAUGUUUGUGUACACACGUGUGUGUGGGCUUUAUGUAUGUGAGGGAAGCAGAUGGUGUCAUGGAGGCCAUGAGAAUCAUAUUCUUCUUGCCUGCCUUCACUGAGGGAGGGACAAAUGGCAGUGGCUUUCACUGUCCAGAUUAUGUAUGGUAAAGAUGGAAUAAGGAGGAGGGUAGUGUAUCCAAGGUAAUUCUUGGACUGGUGACAUCUCUGGGUUUGGGUUUUUUUUUAAACCGUAUACAUCUGGUUUAUUAUAGAUUUGCUGCUUAUACAUUUUGCUCUUAGUCAUAAGGGCACAGUACAAUUAUGAUACAGAAACAGCUGUAGUGAAGCUAACUUUGGAUUUGAACUACACUCUUCCAUUUUUUUAAAUGUCUUUGUGGUCUUGAAUUGGUGCAGAUGUUAUCAAUAUUUAUGAUUCAUGUAUAAGUUGGAAAAGGAAUAAACUCUGUGUCCUAGAGCAGUUUCAUCCAGUCCAAAUACACAUCCGAGACUGACUUUACUUGACUUCUAUGCUCCUUAAACUAGGAGUAUCGAUUCCUAUAACAUCUUAGCCAGAAACAACUCCCAAUCAGACACUGCUUUAUAGCUAAAAAUUCAAGGUGAUUUCUGCACACCCCUAAUUCACAUCUACAUCCAUUAUCUACCCAAAUUUCCUCAUCCAGAAGUCUGAAUGAAAGAGAAAUGAGCCAUUUCAAAAUUUCAAUUUUGCUGCCUGGUUGAAAAAGUGAACCAAACUAGCAGUCUUUCUUGGUGAGAAUCUUUACUAGAUCUUACCCAAAAAGUGGCAUCAGCAGAAUAGGGCCUUUUCAGUCAUUGCCAAGAGCCCAUGUUCUUUUGUUUGAUCCUAUUUAUAUCAAAUGUAAGAUGCACUAUUUGAGCACGAGUCAUCUUGUCAAUGUCUUUUAACUGAAUACGUGAUAUGUACCUGACAUUCCUCUCUUCUCUUUGUCAAGAGAAGAGCCCAUUCCUCACUUGACACGGCUAUGACCUCCCUAAAUCCUACCAAUUUCUCUUAGUGAAAUAACACCCAGCUUCUCCCUUCUCAUUCAGUCAUACCUACAAAGAAAACUGACCCCUUUCAGUCACCAGCUUGAAAUAUUCUGAAAACAGGUGCCUGGCCCAAGCAAUCAUGCGCUCAGUCUCUUCAGAGAUCAGAGGAGAAGCUUCCUUACUUGGCUGUAAUCUGUUCCUGGUUCAGAGCGGAGGCUUAGCCUUCGGUCUGGUUCUAAGUGUGUUCUUCUGGAAGAUUACCCUUUAUCUUUCUUCUUCGCUGUCUCAGGUCUUUCUGCCUAAGGUUGUAGCGCUGGAUGUGCCUACUCCUUAUUGCCUGAUCCAUUUCAUUCCUCUGUCCUAGACCAUACGGACAACCGAGUCUUAAAACUUCUAAAUUCUUGGCCAAGCAGAUUGUAACUUCUCUACCUACCAUGAACCCUCAAACCAAAAUUAGGGCACUCAGUCAUGAGAGAACAUGAGAUCCACUGGCCUUGGUCCAGUGCCUUUGUGUAAAUCUGCCUUUUUAAAAAGAGGUCCUGUAACUAAGUAAUUUGUCAUUUUAGGAAGGGGCAGACUACUCUUUAUAGCAGCUGAAGUGACGUGUUUUCUCUCCUGGGCAUCUCUGUAAGGAUGGUGUUUUAAGUAUAUUGCUCAGGACCUCAUACUGUGAUGUAACCCAGGACUAGGUGGCAGCAUGAGCAUAGCCUGAACUUGGAAGAUUGUUUCCAAUCUGGAUGUGUUCAUUAAAACUGCUCUUAGGAGGGUCUUAAGAACAUCGUGGGGGAAAGGGAGACUAGAGGAAUCCCCAACCCCAUCCCAGGACUGACUUUUUUCCUAUAACUUGAAUUGAUGAGCACCAUCUACUGAGGGUGGGUGGGGUAGGAUUGAUCAGUGGACCAGGUUCAAGGGAGGCCAAGAGGGGAGUUGCACUGGAUGAGCACUAAGGCCACACUGCUGAUAGGAAUGGGGAGGCACUUGGGACCCAGUAACUGGCUUUGGUUUUCAGUUUUCUUUUCCUUUGGAUGCCAUUUGAGUCUGGGGUCUGCCUUUGGGGAUUGAAAAGAAGAGAUUCUGUAUCAGGGCCGGCUGGCCCGCACGAAUGAUCAUGUGCUUCCCUCUUCUCUCUGUGAGGCAGGAUGUCUCCUGCCCCAGGGACUGGACAACUGGUCGUUUCUAUGACGUAUUUAUUUUUACUUGUGUUUCAUGUCACUUUUUUUAAAAAAGCAAACAGAACAAUUGUAAGUCAGUAUAACUGCCUAUCGGUUUUCUUUCUCUCUUUUUGUAAAAUAAAAUUUAAAAUAAAAAAAAAAAGAGGCA
This is a messenger RNA of Monodelphis domestica (gray short-tailed opossum), 10287 nucleotides long. RefSeq names its product RAD54 like 2 (gene RAD54L2). Gene Ontology annotation, molecular function: ATP hydrolysis activity; ATP binding. Gene Ontology annotation, cellular component: nucleus. The record is from RefSeq and is a predicted model, not a curated record. Lineage: Eukaryota; Metazoa; Chordata; Mammalia; Didelphimorphia; Didelphidae.